Messenger RNA from Exophiala dermatitidis NIH/UT8656, 4166 nucleotides. RefSeq lists its product as uncharacterized. Gene Ontology annotation, cellular component: cytoplasm; membrane. Gene Ontology annotation, biological process: protein folding in endoplasmic reticulum. The record is from RefSeq and is a predicted model, not a curated record. Bases 224 to 3046 code for a protein of 940 amino acids. NCBI's taxonomy places the organism in Eukaryota, Fungi, Ascomycota, Eurotiomycetes, Chaetothyriales, Herpotrichiellaceae. The transcript has a single exon.
GCGCAGUUUGCCCUUAAAAGCGGCGUGUGCCACUUAGCGAUUCGAGGCGACUGUUUGAAUGCGGGUGAAAUUCGGGCCACCGUGGAGAAUGAUGAAUGCAAACUGCAUCAACAACUCGACCCUCUGGCGGACCUUCACGCCAGACUGUGAGACUGGGUGCAGCUCGCAAACAUAUCCACACAUGGCCCGUUGCGGAUGAUCCUUUGCGAUCAAUGCCUCGAUUAUGGCGGUCGGAAGGCCAGCGCCCGGCAUAUGGAUCGCAGCGCAGGCUUUCUUCAUUGCCUCUAUCCUCGUUGUCUUCACAACGGCCACUUCUUCAACGAUAGCAACGGCUACAUGCCCCUUUCGUACGGUUAAUUAUAUCACUCACAGCCUUCCUCAGCAAUGCCUGCCAUCUUCUCGCAAAGCCAAUGCAACAUCGAGCGUGACUGAGGCCACCAGCUACAUUGACCCAGAAUCAGCCUCCAUCCCUCAUGCCUCAGACCGACAUGCUAAUACCACAGAAGUGGUCCUGACCACUUCUACAACCUCGCUGUCAUUGGAGUUCACCUCCACCUCAAGCGAGGAUGCCACCAUUACCGGAGAGCCGGCACAAUCAGUCUCAAGUCCCCCCUUGCCUGAAUCAACCAUGUCGUCCGCUGGAGCAAGUGUGGGUUCUACCGAUGAUGAGUCGCCGCUUGAAGAUGGGAAGUUCUUGUCAUUCGAGGACUGGAAGCGAGAGAAUUUGAAAAAGGCUGGACAGUCGGAACAUGUAGGCAAAGGCCACGGCCUUGAUCGAGACACGAGGAAGCGGCCCAAUAUCGUGCAGGAAUCACUCGAUGCUCUUGGAGACGACGCCGAGAUCGAUAUUGAUUUCUCUGGGUUCGUCUCUGAUAGCCUGGAGUCUGUCGCCCCAGGGCAAUCGCAAAGCAACCACAAGCUUGAUGAAACGCCUUCCGAUGUCAAGCCUGGCUCUGCCCCAAGAGCUGGCGUAAGGAAGAAAGAUGCUGGGACCACUUGUAAGGAGAGAUUCAACUACGCCUCGUUCGACUGCGCGGCCAGUGUCCUAAAGACAAAUCCUGAAGCAAAAAGCCCUUCAGCCGUGCUCGGGAAAAACAAAGAUUCCUACAUGCUCAACGAAUGCUCUGCGCAGAACAAGUUCUUGAUUUUGGAACUUUGCGAUGAUAUCGCUAUCGAUACUAUUGUUCUGGCCAAUUUCGAGUUCUUCAGCUCAACCUUUCGAACCUUCAGGGUCAGCGUAUCCGAUAAGUACCCUGUCAAAAUUGAUAAGUGGAAAACGUUAGGAACAUUCGAGGCGCGCAACUCCCGCGAUGUGCAAGCUUUCCUAGUCGAGAACCCUGUCAUCUGGGCACGGUAUCUGCGCAUUGAAUUCCUGACCCACUACGGCAAUGAAUACUAUUGUCCGCUCAGUCUAGUGCGCGUACAUGGAACUACCAUGCUGGAGGAUUAUAAGCAUGACCUGGAGUCCCUGCAGAUGGAGGAGGACGACGUUGAGUCCCAGGACAGUGGAGAGUCUUUGGCGAUGGAUGAACUCAUUCCAGAGGCGGUGGCUGAGCCGUUAUUGAAGGUUACUUCUGAAGCCUCUCUCUCAAACCCUCCGGUAGUCGAAACCUCAGACCUGGGACCGUCCGACUCAUUUCCAAUCAAGCCAGAAACUCCUAGUGUGAUCCACAUUCCUUCGACCACGUCCAUGAUGAUGCCGAUGCCAACCUCCUCAGCCAACUUUUCAGUCCCGUUCGAUGAACCGAGUAUGAAUGAAGAGGCGUACGGAGUGUGCAAAAGUGUCGACAACCCUACCACCAUCGAGCCCGAGGAACUCCAACCCGCGGCGACAGAUCAGACCACAAACGUCGUGGUAGUGACAUCCACAUCUAUGCCUACAACCACUGAGACGGCUGGCAACAGUCAGCAUACGACAUCCACAGCACCUGCGAGCAACUCGACGACGACAUUCGCUGACACGCAGAUCUCCUCGUCCAUCCCUGAUGUUGCCAACAACUCCAGCAUAAGUAAAGACCCAACAGUUACUGCAGUCAAUAAUAGCAUGAAACCGGCUUCAUCUACGACACAAGCCACAGCGGCCGCUCCAACAAUACAGGAGUCCUUUUUCAAAUCUGUGCAAAAGCGCCUGCAAAUGUUAGAGGCCAAUUCUUCUCUUUCGCUGCAGUAUAUUGAAGAGCAAUCUCGUGCUCUUCGGGACGCAUUCCAGAAAGUUGACCAGCGGCAGAUGGCUAAGACCACGUCGUUUUUGGAAUAUUUGAACACAACAGUCCUGAACGAACUGCGGGACUUCCGGCAGCAAUAUGAUCAGCUUUGGCAAUCUACUGUUAUCGAGCUUGAAUUGCAGCGGGAACGGUAUCAGCAAGAGAACCUCGCCAUCAAUGCUCGUCUGGGUAUACUCGCAGACGAAGUCAUCUUUCAAAAGCGAAUGUCUAUUCUGCAAAUGAUCUUGAUCCUCAUCUGUCUAGGACUGGUCAUCUUUUCGCGAGGGUCUCUCAACAGCUACUUGGAAUUGCCUCUGGUCCAGAGCGUGUUAGCCAGAUCUCCCAGCUCUAAAUGGCUGAAUCUGCACAGCCUCGAGACGCCCUCCCACAGUCCGGGCCCUAGCAGAUCUCACUCUACUCGGGCAGAGCGUGUCCGUCAUGGAAUCCUGAAAGGGCAUCGGCGGUCAACUUCUGAAGAUUCCGUCACCGAUACCCUCAGCCCUUCCGACUUGUACUCACCUCCGACACCUGUCAGCUUUGACAGCCCUUCGGAAGAAGAGGAAGGGCUUGAUGAUGGCAACAGACUUGGUGAUCCGGAAUUCGAUCCGAGCCUCAUUGAAAGACCUGGUACAAGUCCACCAGUUCUGCCGGGAACAGAGACCCCUCCAAUGUCACAAUCCAAUGGCAAAAUUGGCCAUGACAUGGUUGACUCAGCCCUACUAAGCUCCUCACCAAGUCAAAUAGCAACCACAACACCAAGGGUGGUCGUCAACGAUGCUACCCCGCCUACCAAACGCCUGACCUGGCAACUACCGGAAACCUGGAAAGACCAUGGCGACUGAAAUAUUAUUAUAGAUGUUUACCCAGUAUUCGAUUUUGCGAUGGCUCUGUCGCCGCGUGUUAGACUACGCCGAGCAACGAACCAUCACAGCUCCCUCGGGGCGGGGGUCCGUCUACAGUGAGUCCUACGCACGUCACUGAUUGUUCGUAUGGAGGGAGAAGACCAAUGUUUAUGUUUAACGUGCACGUCGAAGCAAGGUCAUUGGUCUGCAUAGUUUCAGUCGCGGUGAACGAUUGUUUUGUCCAGCUCGCCAUGCUGGGCACGGCUCGGCAACGGAUACCAAGCGAAAGAAAGCCCAAUCUCUCCUCAAGCGUCGCCGACAUAGUCCAAUGAGAGGCAAUGUAUGCAGGCUAUCCUCGUCUCCCUCGUUCCCUCUUUUUGCAAGCGGCCAUCCAAAGAAUCCCCUUUGGGUAGUAUUGCUCGACAUGUUAAGCUUUCUUCAUUCGCUUCCCUUGAGUUGCAGGAAUACGAGCAAGACCGCAGCAUAUCUAGCGCGCACGCAGAGGACAAUCAAGAAGCUCAAGAUCGGGACGAAUUACGUUCCGGCGGCGGCGAGUAUAUCGCAAGGUUGGUGUGGCGGACCCGUGGCCAACAGUGCCACGAACAAGGUGAUCAACGGAGAAAUUGCUCCGAGUUGUAUCUUCUCCGUCUUGAGGCUAUUUAGAGCCCAGAGCGCAUAACCAAGAUGAUAACUCCGAACGUGAGGCGCAACGAAGUGUGCUAUGGAGUCUUGACAGGCAUUGCUCAGGCGUGGGCUAGGCUCCUUGUUGAAGAGUACAAUCAAGGUAUCUGCAACUGCAGCAAGGCGUAACUGCUUUGACUUUAAUUGUCUAUAUAUACUCUCUGGAUUCCAAACAAAAUGUAGUUGUACAAUGUACCAGGUACAAUCGUAAUCAGACGAGGCAGAGGCACCACAGGAAGCGGAGAAGAGGUAAAAGGUAAAAGGAACUCUUUUUGAAAAAGAGGAACAAAAAAACAAAAACAAUCGACAGCCAGGAUUCCCAAAUCGUCACCGACUUUAGUACUAACUGGCCGGCAUCGAGCUUAAGUACCGCUGAGCGAACGGGAAGCGCUGUUCUCUCGAUCCUAUGGUCGAUUGCGAGAGAAGAAUAUGUAGGUUU